AUGUACAUUUCUAUUGUGUAUGCUAAAUUUACUAUCAAUGAGAGGGAAGAGUUAUGGGAUGAAAUGAGAAAUUUUGUUGUUUCAGGUGCAGUUCCAUGGGCAGUUUGUGGAGACUUUAAUACUAGCACAACUGAAGAGGAGAAGAAAGGAGGAAAUCAUUUUAACAUAAGGGAAAGAUACAUUGGAAACAACUUCACUUGGUGUAAUAAUGAUAAAAAGAAGUAUAAUAAGAUUUGGAAGAGGUUGGAUAGACUCUUGAUAAACAAUGAAUGGGAGGAGUUGUUCUCUACAUCAAAUGGAUUCAAAGAUAUAGUCAAACAGACUUGGAAUACACAUAUAGAAGGAAGUGCGUGCUGGAAAGUUCAACAAAAGCUUAAAGCAGUUAGCAAAGCUUUAAGCCAAUGGUCUAAGGCUGUUAUUGAAAAUAUUUUUAAUAUGGCAAAGAACAUGGAAAGCAAGAUUGAUGAGAAAGAACAAAAGCUUCAGAUAGAUGACAAUGAUACAGAUAGGAUUGAGAUUAACAAGCUCAAGGCGGAAUAUAUUAUACACAUGAAGAAGGUGAAUUCUUUCUGGAGAUAA
Nicotiana tabacum (common tobacco) is the source of this 579-nucleotide messenger RNA. NCBI's taxonomy places the organism in Eukaryota, Viridiplantae, Streptophyta, Magnoliopsida, Solanales, Solanaceae. The record is from RefSeq and is a predicted model, not a curated record.